Molecule: messenger RNA, 2603 nt
Organism: Cheilinus undulatus (humphead wrasse)
Lineage: Eukaryota; Metazoa; Chordata; Actinopteri; Labriformes; Labridae
Gene: gspt1
Product: G1 to S phase transition 1
Exons: 14
Coding region: 209-1966 (585 amino acids)
Biological process (GO): translation
Cellular component (GO): translation release factor complex
Molecular function (GO): GTPase activity; translation release factor activity; GTP binding
Source: RefSeq, a predicted model, not a curated record
AGCACGACUCGCAGCCUGAACGCCACUCUUCGCCCGUUACGGGAUCCAUAUGCUUGUGAAAGCAAGGCUUAACAAAGCAAUGGGAACUUCACCAAAGGUGCUGCUAAGAGUCUAAAACACACCAGCAACUAAACGAUUUAACGGAACCACAAAGACCAUCCAUCUUUCCCGGUUGUGGACAGCGUGUCAACUCUGAAAAAAAACAGCGAUGGACCCGACAGACACAGCCCCGGAUUCGUGGGAGCUGGAGGAGGAUGCCGAGGCCCCGGCUGCCGCGGCGGGGCUCCCAACCGCCUUCGCCGCCCUAAACGUCAACGCCAAGCCCUUUGUCCCUAAUGUUAACGCUCCGGUGUUCGUACCGAGCUUCCUCCAAGCCAGCGCCGUAGAAAUGCCGGCCUCAGACGGUGCCCCUGAUGCGGUGGCCAGCAUGGAGGUGGCGGAAACAGCCGCUCCUGUGGAAAACGGAGGCACAGAGGCAGACAUGACCACAGAGGAGGAGACAUGGGAGCAGAAGGAGGAGCCGGGGGGAGGCGGAGGAGGUGGAGGCGAGGACCUGGAGUCAGGAGGAGCUUGCAUGGAGGGGGGCGCUGCAAGGAAAGAAGAUGAGGAGAUGAUGGAGGAGGAAGAGGAGGAGAUGCCGAUGCCCAAAGUGGCUCCAGCACCACCAGAUGCCCCCAAGAAAGAACAUGUGAACGUGGUCUUCAUUGGUCACGUUGAUGCUGGUAAAUCAACUAUUGGAGGACAGAUCAUGUACUUAACUGGAAUGGUGGACAAGAGAACCCUGGAAAAGUAUGAAAGGGAAGCGAAAGAAAAGAACAGGGAGACAUGGUACCUGUCGUGGGCUUUGGACACAAACCAGGAGGAGAGAGACAAGGGGAAGACAGUGGAGGUCGGCAGAGCUUACUUUGAGACCGAGAAGAAACAUUUCACUAUUCUGGACGCCCCUGGACACAAGAGCUUUGUCCCAAACAUGAUUGGUGGAGCGUCACAAGCCGACCUGGCAGUGCUGGUGAUUUCAGCCAGAAAGGGCGAGUUUGAAACUGGCUUUGAGAAGGGUGGGCAGACAAGGGAGCAUGCCAUGCUGGCCAAAACAGCCGGGGUUAAGCAUCUCAUUGUCCUGGUCAACAAAAUGGAUGACCCCACUGUCAACUGGAGCCUAGAGAGGUAUGAAGAGUGUAAGGAGAAGCUGGUGCCGUUUCUUAAGAAGGUGGGCUUCAACCCCAAAAAGGACAUCCACUUUAUGCCUUGCUCUGGACUCACGGGUGCCAACCUCAAGGACCCUGUACCUGAAUGCCCCUGGUACACGGGUUUGCCAUUUAUUCCCCAUCUGGACAGUUUGCCAAACUUCACCAGAUCCAGCGACGGGCCAGUCAGGCUACCCAUCGUAGACAAGUACAAGGAUAUGGGGACAGUUAUUCUGGGAAAGCUGGAGUCUGGAUCUAUUAGUAAAGCCCAGCAGCUGGUCAUGAUGCCAAACAGGCACACAGUGGAGGUAUUGAGCCUGCUGAGCGAUGAUGUGGAGACAGAUGAUGCAGGUCCAGGGGAGAAUCUGAAGUUGAGACUGAAGGGCAUCGAGGAGGAAGAAAUCCUGCCUGGUUUUAUCCUCUGUAGCCCCGACAAUCUCUGCCACUCUGGUCGCACCUUUGACGCGCAGAUCGUCAUCAUUGAGCACAAAUCAAUCAUUUGUCCUGGAUACAAUGCAGUCCUUCAUAUCCACACCUGCAUCGAAGAAGUGCAGAUCACGGCCUUAAUCUGUCUGGUGGACAAAAAGACAGGAGACAAAAGCAAAACACGACCACGGUUUGUUAAGCAGGAUCAGGUGUGUAUCGCCCGGCUCCGGGCAGCAGGAGUCAUCUGCUUAGAGACUUUCAAGGACUUCCCUCAGAUGGGACGAUUCACGCUGCGGGAUGAAGGCAAAACCAUUGCCAUUGGCAAAGUGCUGAAGCUGGUGCCAGAAAAGGACUAAAUGCAACUGUGGCAGCAUGCAUGGAGUUCUUCCAGUCGUUACCAGAGGAGAAACGCUGCUAGAGCCGACCCCAACAGCUACUCUCUCUUUACACACAACUAUGCUGAGGAGAAGAUCAACAAAGAGGAGAAUCAAAUUGCAUCAGAUGAAGGAAUCAAGACUGAAUCAGUUUUUAUGAUGAACAAUAUGUAAUGAGAGACCAAGUCCAGUGUGUCAGCUUUCUCAUAUUGAGAGCUCAGCUAUGCCACUAAUGUAGCUACAUGCCCCCCCCUUCUGUACUCCCAUGGCUAACCGCACUGUCGGCUGGCCGAGCCAUUUGUUUUUAGAAUGGAGAUGGAUGCAGUGUUGUGAGUUUGGGGAGGAAAUACAAAAAUAUUCUGCUAAAGACCAGUGUAAGCCUGUAAUACUGAUUUGCAAAGUUCAUCUCCCUGUUUAAGAGUGAAGUUAAGACUCCAGAGGACAUUUUAUUUGGUUUUAAGGAUUGCUGUACCAAAAUUUUUUGUUUGGUCUCUCUCCAAGUGAGGUGAUUGAAUUGAAUUGAGCUCACAUACUUCUCUGAUGAAACAUGGAUAAACACACUCUCACACACAGACACACACAGCUGUUACAUAAUAUAAAUGAAAAUAAAUGAUCAAGC